Molecule: messenger RNA, 3073 nt
Organism: Lingula anatina
Lineage: Eukaryota; Metazoa; Brachiopoda; Lingulata; Lingulida; Lingulidae
Product: crooked neck-like protein 1
Biological process (GO): spliceosomal complex assembly; mRNA splicing, via spliceosome
Cellular component (GO): post-mRNA release spliceosomal complex; precatalytic spliceosome; U2-type catalytic step 2 spliceosome
Molecular function (GO): protein binding
Source: RefSeq, a predicted model, not a curated record
CACCUUGAUGUUGACCCAGUUUUUUCGUUGGAGUUUUGUUAUUAUUUGUUAAAUUUUUUAGCACAAAACCAGACGAAAUGGAGGUGGGAAAAGACGGCAAGAUAAAGCUACCUAAGGUGGCGAAAGUCAAAAAUAAGAUGCCAGCCCCUGUUCAAAUAACAGCAGAACAGUUGCUGAGAGAGGCCAAAGAAAGAGAACUGGAACUAGGAGCACCUCCACCAAAGCAAAAGAUAUCAGAUGAAGAAGAAUUAAAGGCAUACAGACUCAGGAAAAGGAAGGCAUUUGAAGAUAACAUAAGGAAAAAUAGAACAGUGAUGAUCAACUGGAUUAAGUAUGCAGGAUGGGAAGAAAGUCAAAAAGAAAUACAGAGGGCAAGGUCAGUGUAUGAGAGAGCUCUGGACGUGGACCACAGAAAUAUUACACUAUGGCUCAAAUAUGCUGAAAUGGAAAUGAGGAAUCGUCAAGUCAACCAUGCUAGAAAUAUCUGGGACAGGGCAAUAACCAUCCUCCCUAGAGCCAACCAGUUUUGGUACAAGUACACUUACAUGGAGGAAAUGUUGGGCAAUAUUGCAGGAAGCCGUCAGGUGUUUGAGCGUUGGAUGGAAUGGCAACCGGAAGAGCAAGCCUGGCACUCUUAUAUUAACUUUGAACUACGUUAUAAAGAGCUAGACAGGGCCAGGAACAUAUAUGAACGAUUUGUUCUGGUGCAUCCAGAGGUUAAGAAUUGGAUCAAGUAUGCCAAGUUUGAGGAGAAGAACAGCUACAUCAGCAGUGCAAGAAAUGUCUAUGAAAGAGCUGUGGAAUUCUUUGGGGAGGAAAACAUGAAUGAAGUCCUCAUUAUUGCAUUUGCCAAAUUUGAAGAGAACCAAAAAGAGCAUGAGCGUGCCCGUGUGAUCUACAAGUAUGCACUGGACCAUCUUCCAAAGGACAAAUGUCAGGAGAUCUACAAGCAGUACACAGUCCAUGAGAAGAAGUUUGGAGACAGAGCUGCUAUAGAAGAUGUCAUUGUUAGCAAGAGAAGGUUUCAAUAUGAAGAGCAAGUGAAAUCAAAUCCACACAACUAUGAUGCCUGGUUUGACUACUUACGUCUGUUGGAAAAUGAGGGAAAUGUGGACCAGACAAGGGAAUUAUAUGAAAGAGCCAUUGCUAAUGUACCACCUUCUCAAGAAAAGCGCCAUUGGAGGAGAUACAUAUACCUGUGGAUAAACUAUGCACUGUUUGAAGAACUAGAAGCUCACGAUAUAGACAGAACAAGACAGGUCUACCAAGCCUGCAUAGAAAUAAUUCCUCACAAGAAGUUUACCUUUGCUAAAAUUUGGUUACUCUAUGCACAUUUUGAAAUCAGACAAAAGAAUCUCCAAAUGGCAAGGAAAAUUUUGGGGGCCUCCAUUGGCAAGUGCCCUAAAGACAAGCUGUUCCGCAGCUACAUAGACAUGGAAAUCCAGCUUCGAGAAUUUGACAGAUGUAGGAUUUUGUAUGAAAAGUUUCUGGAGUUCAACCCAGAGAAUUGCACAACUUGGAUGAAAUAUGCAGAAUUGGAGACAAUUCUUGGGGAUGUAGAACGCACAAGGGCAAUUUAUGAGCUUGCCAUUGGUCAGCCAAAGUUGGACAUGCCAGAGGUCCUGUGGAAGUCCUAUAUUGACUUUGAAAUAGAACAGGAGGAGUAUGAUAGAACCAGGAAACUAUAUAGGAGACUUUUGGAGAGGACACAACAUGUUAAGGUGUGGGUGAGCUUUGCCCAGUUUGAACUGUGUAUAGAUGACCCAGAUGCCAAGGAGAGGGCGCGGGAUGUGUACAGAGAUGGACACAAAGCCAUGAAGAAGGCAGAGGAGAAAGAAGAGAGACUGAUGUUGUUGGAAGCAUGGAGAGAGUAUGAGCAUGAGCAUGGAACAGAAGAUUCACUAGCAGAGGUGGAGAAACAGAUGCCAAAGAAGGUGAAGAAGAGGAAGAAGGUGCAGACAGAAGAUGGGUCUGAUGCAGGAUGGGAGGAGUACUUUGACUACAUCUUCCCUGAUGAUGAGGCUGCCCAACCAAACCUCAAACUGCUGGCUAUGGCCAAGAUGUGGAAACAGAAGCAGUUAGAACAGGAUAGUACCACUGAGGAGGAGGAGGCCACCCCUGGUCCUUCAAAUGAUAGCUGACCAUCCACUUGACCCAGCUUAGUGAUGGGGGAAAGAACUAUGCAAACUGGAGAUGUGUUUCUUUAUUUUAUUAUUUAUUCAUUUAUUUUUUGUUUUUUUAUUUUAAAUUUAUUUUGGUGCUGUCAUCAAAGUGACACACCUAGUUUUGUGACCAACAAAAUGUUUUUUUAUCCAGUUUCACAAAAUGCUCGUCAUAACAGUGUUGCUAAAUUUGCUGUUCAUUGGGAAAGGAAAUUAAGCAGACAAACUCUGUAGGUCAUUAGCUAAAAGACAUUUCAUGAAGGGUUUUCCUCUGUGGUUCUGCAAAUGAAAUGUCUUUGACAGUAUUGCUGUAGUUAAUACAACACGCCUGGAGCAUUAACGUCCUGCUGAUGACAUUAACAGUAACACUGCUGCUAAAGCAAUACACUGACCACUGCAAUCAUGGCAAAAAGUGAGGUGUCUUUGUUGGUGGUCAAGCAACUGACCAUACUGCCCAUGAAACAAGCAUGUUGAUGGUUAUUGAAAGAGAAUACGAGAAGUUUUACACCAUCUUUGUAAUAUGUUGGCAGGGCUGUAGGUGUUGGCAGAGAUGAGGCUGGGGACAAUUUGUAAGUUGGUAAUUUGUACUGCAUGCAGCACUAAUCUACACACAGUGUGGAAGAAGUAAAAAAAAAAAUUCCAAUGAUGGCCUGGGUAAGAAAGAGGCUGAUAAAAUCUUAGGAAGAAAGGGGAAAGGUUUUCAAAAAUAAUAUUUUAACCCCCCCCCCCCCUCCCAGCCUACAGCCCUGUCUUGGUCAUAUAUAUUAUUAUUAUGUAAGUAGAUACAGAUGUACAAAUCUUAACAGUAAAGUGCAGAUGUAAAGGUACUGUACAAAACAGGUCUUGUAAGUACAGAACAAAUAAAGUUAGUGACUAAACAAUUUUUGUUUUAGUUUUGAACCUCGUUUGGC